AAUGAGGCUGAGGAGGAAAGCAGGGCUUGUGACGUCACACGAUUGAGCAGCCGGCGCGAAGAGGAGACCCAAAGAGCAGCGCGCGCCCGGGGGAACUAUACCAACAAGCCGCAGAGAGGAAAACUUUGAUCAGCUGGCAUGGCGUCAGAGGACAUCGCGCAGCUGGCGGACACGCUCUCCCGGAUCCGCGUCGGGGAUGGAGAGCUGAGCUACAAGGGUUUGGGUCUUAAGCUCGACGACGCCGAAUCAGUGGCGGAGCUGGUGCGGGACAUCCGGCGGUCCUCCGACCUGAGAGCUCUGCGCCUGGAGGGAAACACAGUGGGAGUGGAAGCAGCCCAGACGAUCGCCAAAGCUCUGGAAAACAAAGAGAUGCUUCAGAGAUGCUACUGGAGUGACAUGUUUACUGGAAGGCUGCGCUCUGAAAUCCCCACAGCCCUGAUGUCUCUUGGCGGCGCGAUAAUGGGCGCCGGUGCCAGGCUGACUGAGCUGGAUCUGAGCGACAACGCCUUCGGGCCGGACGGCGUGAAGGGCAUCGAGCAGCUGCUGAAGAGCGCCUCCUGCCACUCCCUGAAGGAGCUGCGCCUCAACAACUGCGGGAUGGGAAUCGGCGGAGGAAAGAUCCUGGCUGAAGCUCUGACCGAGGGUCACAGGCGGUCGUCGGCCCUCGGGGCGCCGCUCAGACUGAGGGUGUUCAUGGCGGGGAGGAACCGCCUGGAGAAUGAAGGAGCGAGCGCGCUGGCGAAGGCCUUCAAGUUGAUUGGCAGCCUGGAGGAAGUCCACCUGCCCCAGAACGGAAUAAACCACGCAGGCGUGACGGCGUUGGCUGCAGCCAUGCGCCAAAACCCGGAGCUUCGGGUCGUGAACCUGAACGACAACACCUUCACGAGGAGAGGAGCGCUCGCCAUGGCGCACGCUCUGCGGCCCCUCCGGAACGUCCAGGUCAUCAACUUCGGCGACUGUCUGGUGCGGUCCGAGGGAGCCGUGGCCCUGGCGGCCGUCCUGAGGGAGGGGCUGCCCACGCUGAGGGAGGUGAACCUGUCGUUCGGGGAGAUCACAGAGGCCGCGGCGAUGGCGGUGGCUCAGGCGGUCGCCGACAAGCCUAGCAUGGAGAAAGUGGACCUGAACGGUAACUGCCUGGGGGAGGACGGCUGCGAGGCGUUGAGGGACCUCAUGGAGAACGCGGACAAAGGAGACCUGCUGGCCUCUCUCAGCGACGAUGAAGGAGAACCUGACGAGGAGGAGGAGGAGGAUGAAGACAGUGAAAAUGAAGAUGAUGACUGCUGCGAGGAGAGCGAGGAAGACGGCGACAUCGUGAAGGAAAACGGAAUGACGGGAGGAGACAGUCCUUCAAAAUCCCAGAGCCAGGCAGAGGUCACGACCUUCCUCAGAUGUCCCUCAGUGGAGAAGCUCCGAGAGCUGAAGGCGGCUCUGCAGGAGCAGGUGGAAGCGUCUGAGCUCCACCAGGCCGCUGAGGUUCUUCUGAAGAUCGGUUCCCUGUAUAGCGAGGAACCAGAAACCAAAAGCCUCGUCCUGCAGACGUUUGGUGAGGUUCUGAAGAAGCUCCUGUCCGGUUCCGUCCUCCAAUCGUUCUGCUUCCUGUCCGCCCUGCUGGUCAUGAUGGGACUCCUCAAGGGGGAGGGAAAGGUGAGGAAGGCGUGCGUGGUUCCAGGUCACCUCUUGUGUUUGGAGCACGCCGUCCAGCAGGACUUCUUCUCGCAGCCUCACGCCUCGCUGCUCUUCUGCUUCACGUCCAGGAGUCGUGAAACUCUGGCGUCGGGCAGCGGCGCCUCCGAGAAGCUCAACGCCGCGCUGGAAAAGAAAUGCAAACGCUGACUCCGCCCACUUGCUCAUUCCUGUUCAAUUAACGAGUUUAAUUGCUAAAGCUACUAAAAUACUCCUACAGCCAUAAUGUGGACUUUUGAUUUGUAUGUUUAUGGAAAAAACAAACCCGUUCUGUCUGAAAUUGUAUUUUUUUACUGAAAUUUAUGACUUAUUUUUAUAGGAAAUGCAUAGAAAUAACAAAAUGGAUUGACUGGAUUUGUGGAACCAUUGGAAUAAUUAACAUCAUGUUUAGUUUUUUUCUAUGCUAAAGUGAAGGGAAUAAUCUGUGAAUGCAGAGGCUGCAGCUUCCUGUUUUACCUCAAAACGUGUAUCUGCUGGUGGAGGAACAGAAAAUGCUUUUUUAUGUAGUUUAUUGUUCAGAAAACAAUAAAAGCUGUUUGUUGACCCGCUG
This is a messenger RNA of Oryzias latipes (Japanese medaka), 2233 nucleotides long. It is a transcript of the gene rangap1b, whose product is annotated as Ran GTPase activating protein 1b. Gene Ontology annotation, molecular function: GTPase activator activity; small GTPase binding. The record is from RefSeq and is a predicted model, not a curated record. Gene Ontology annotation, cellular component: nucleus; cytosol; perinuclear region of cytoplasm. NCBI's taxonomy places the organism in Eukaryota, Metazoa, Chordata, Actinopteri, Beloniformes, Adrianichthyidae. Gene Ontology annotation, biological process: activation of GTPase activity; signal transduction; nucleocytoplasmic transport.